Messenger RNA from Lithohypha guttulata, 1935 nucleotides. RefSeq lists its product as uncharacterized. Gene Ontology annotation, cellular component: nucleus. NCBI's taxonomy places the organism in Eukaryota, Fungi, Ascomycota, Eurotiomycetes, Chaetothyriales, Trichomeriaceae. Gene Ontology annotation, biological process: mRNA processing. Bases 1 to 1935 code for a protein of 644 amino acids. Gene Ontology annotation, molecular function: RNA binding. The record is from RefSeq and is a predicted model, not a curated record. The transcript has 2 exons.
AUGGCGCAAAAACGCUCACGGCGUGACUAUGAAGCAGACUCACGCAAGCAAGAUGCUCCCUUUGUCGUCUAUGGCACGCCCUUGCCGCCUCUCGAUGACAAUGCUCGCGACGAUGGCUCAUACGUACCACUAUGGAAACAAGAAGUAAUCGAUGACCGUGGCAGGAAGAGACUGCACGGGGCUUUCACAGGUGGUUUCAGUGCCGGAUAUUUUAAUACAGUAGGAUCCAAGGAAGGAUGGACUCCUUCGACCUUCGUUUCUUCUCGCGCAAAUCGUGCAAAGGAUGUCAAGAAUGCUAGACAGCAGAAGCUGGAAGAUUUCAUGGAUGAGGACGACAUACGAGAACGAGAAGAGUCUUUGCAGAUCUCGACUGCAGAGGGCUUCGCAGGCUUCAAUACUAGCCAUGAUUUGAGCGUGCAAAAUGUGCUUGACGAUGUCUUCCGCCCGUCUGAGAACAACAUGGGCGAGAAGCUGCUGAUGAAAAUGGGCUGGAAGAGAGGUCAGGGUAUUGGUCCAAGAGUUCGUCGCAAGAUAGAUCCUGGCGACCCAUAUUCAGAAUCACGAGAAUUCCCACCACAGGACUCCCCUAUGCUCGAAUUCUCACAGAAGACGGACACAAAGGGCCUCAGUUUCGAACAAGACAGCCGUGUUCAUACAGAACUCUUGAGUAAGAGCCAAGCAGCCUCUGAAACACAGGACGAACCUGUUAAAGAAGACCUACGGCCUGGGUUGAGCUUCAUGGAUCGGACAACAACGAAACCUAAGCCGCCGAUGCGGUCUGGCAUUGGUGUUGGUUCGCUCAAUGAUACAGGGUCUGACGAGGACGAUCCAUACGAAAUGGGUCCUAAAGUGUCCUAUAAUCGUGCACUCGGCGCGGGCGAGAAACAGAAGAAGCGACCAACAACUACAAGCACCGCCAAUCCACUCCUCAAGCACAAGCCCGUGUUCAUUUCAAAAUCUAAGCAGUUACCAUCCGCCCUCACUACCCUCAGAAAAUGCCAUGAUGGAAAGCUGCCCCUAAAUGGCUUCGUCCUCACCAAUGAGCUCGAUGCCUUCAAUUCAAUAAAUCUCUCGAACGAAAAGUACAAACCACCAGAAGUCCCAGAGGAUUGGGAACCCGCAAGUCUCGCAUCAAAGACGACCGACAACCACACUGCCACGCCUUCCACUCUCUCCCUUUCCUCACAACCACAAACAUCAAAUUCUCGUCGCCGCGCCCUUGGCGAACAACCCCUCCCCUCUAAAUCCAUCUUCGACUUCCUUUCCCCAGCAGCACGUGACCGCCUCGCAACAGCAACAGGAAACACAAACCUCCCAUCAGCACUCAACGAAUCUGCUCCACAGCCUACCGCCUCUUCCACUCACACUCCCCUCACCAACAACACCCCCUCCCUUGCCUACCCACACAUCGACCCAAAAACCGCCACAACCGCCCUCCACCGCCUCCGCCACGACAAAUCCAACACAACGCCCUACAAUGACGAUCUCCCCAAACAAACACGCUACAAAGACUUCCUCCGCUGGAGCGCUGACCCGCAACCACCAGCACAACGAGUCCCACCCCUCCGGGCCCCAACUCACAAAACCAACGACGCAGAGCAUCUAGCCGAACUAGCUGAGUUCGCUGCGACAGCUGAGCUGUUCAAGCCUGCUACGGGGUUCCUGGCGAGUAGAUUUACGAGUGCCUCAAAUUCGAAAGCAGAUACGGCCGUGCCGAAUAAUAGUGGCAAUAGCGAUGGUGACGGUGGGAAAGACGACGGUGGAACAGAGGAAUUUCUUACACGACCAGCGGAGAAAAAGCCCUCAGACCCAGCGGAGGAAGCGGCGCGAAUGGGCAUGUUUGGGAUUGCGACGAGGACUACGAGGUCGUGGAUGCCGACGAGGUUGGUGUGUAAGAGGUUUGGAGUGGAGAUGCCGAUUGAUUUCAAUGAUUGA